This is a messenger RNA of Sorghum bicolor (sorghum), 2532 nucleotides long. RefSeq names its product receptor-like cytosolic serine/threonine-protein kinase RBK1. The coding region runs from base 525 to 2249 and encodes 574 amino acids. NCBI's taxonomy places the organism in Eukaryota, Viridiplantae, Streptophyta, Magnoliopsida, Poales, Poaceae. The transcript has 9 exons. Gene Ontology annotation, molecular function: ATP binding; protein kinase activity. Gene Ontology annotation, biological process: protein phosphorylation. The record is from RefSeq and is a predicted model, not a curated record.
AAGGCGAGGGACUACCAUCAGACCUCUGAAGUGCUCCAUUGCCCGGUCCCUCUCCUCCCACUCUCUCUUCUCUCUCUAGAGUAGACUAGACCUGCCGCCCUGCCUAUAUGUUCUCUUCUUUUGAGAGAAGGGAGGAAUAGCCGCAAGCCUGCAGCGCAAAGGAAAGCACAGCAGUACAGCACAGCACAGCACAGCGGCGGUUUUCAAAAGAACCCGCCACUCUCCGCCGGUCCGCCCUGCGCCAUCCCCAUCCACACCACCACUCGUCCAGCAAUCCCUCUCUCCCACGUCUCGUACAGUAGUAUUAAUUUCCUUGCGCCUCCUGCAUCCUCCAUUUUUCUUGGGUGCCGUGCGAGCUCCAAGUACCCCUGUCUCCCUCCCGUCUGCUUGCCUGUUCCAUUUCCGGCUGCUCAGUUGGUAGUGUCGUCGUUUCAAUGCGAGACGCCCGUCCUCGACGAGCUUGAUUGCCCUUGAAAGCGAAGUUGGUGUCCGUCGUUGCCGCUUGCCGGUGAGGAAGAGGAUAUAUGGCUCUCACGGAAGAGGCAGCAGGGGAGGACGAGCGGCUGCUCAAGGAUCUUCUCGCUUCUCCUUCGUCUUCAGAUAAGGAAGCCCAUGCUAUGUCUGCAGGAGAGGAUGAAGGGAAUACAGAGACAGAGUCCGAUGAAUCUACUAAAGAGGAUUGUGACGAGGAUUGUGACUACGGCCGGUCCAUAAUCGAAGCCACUGUAUCGAGUGAAGAUCUCAAUGAUAAGGGUGACAGCAACAGCCAAUGUGCUGAAUCUGAUGGUGCUUGCAAUCAAUUGCCUGAAACGGGCUCCGAGAGCAGCAAUGUUGAGUGCGCUGAUGAAGUGCCUCAAAUCAGAUCCAAGAGCAGUAAUGAUGAAGAUAAUGGGUGCGCUGAUGAAAUGCCAGGAACCCUCUCCAAGAGCUGUAGCAAUGAUAGCAGUGAGUGUGCUGAUCGGAGCUCUCCGCGAGCUGUGCUAGAUAUCUCAGUAUCUGGUAGCAUGGACUCGGAUGACAGUGUUUCAGUCGAGCAGUCAGCAGAGUCAAACCAUAAUGUGCAGUGGAGGAACCUGAUCAGCAGUCUAAUACUUAGGAGAAAGAAGUCCAUGGGCAGAGCAGUGACGUUCCCUCAGAGAUCCAAGAGCAGAGGGAUUAGAGGGUACCUGGAGAGAAUGAGGAGUGGUAAGAACCAAAUGGACUGCAGUGCCAUUGCUCCUGAGAUCCUCCCUGAGAUUGGGAAAUGGAGGCCAUCAUGGCGUAGCUUUGACUACAACGAGCUUUGUGCUGCUACUGACAGUUUUAGUUCAGAGAAAAUGAUUGGGAAGGGAGGGCAUGCCGAGGUAUACAAAGGGCAGCUUGCUGAUGGACAAUUUGUGGCAGUGAAGAGAUUAACAAAAGGCGGUAACAAAGAGGACAGAGUUAGUGAUUUUUUAUCUGAGCUUGGAAUAAUAGCCCAUGUUAACCACCCAAAUGCAGCACAGCUCUUGGGGUUCAGUGUGGAAGGUGGUUUGCACUUGGUUCUUCAGUUCUCACCUCAUGGAAGCCUUGCUUCUGUUCUACAUGGUACAAAGGAGCCCCUGAAGUGGAAAGUCAGGUUCAACAUUGCACUUGGAAUUGCUGAAGGGCUGCUUUAUUUACAUGAAGGCUGCCAUCGACGCAUAAUUCACAGAGACAUCAAGGCAUCUAAUAUCCUUUUAACUGAAGACUACCAACCUCAGAUAUCAGAUUUUGGGCUUGCAAAGUGGCUCCCUGACAAAUUGACCCAUCAUGUUGUGUAUCCCAUUGAAGGCACAUUUGGAUAUAUGGCCCCAGAAUACUUCAUGCAUGGGAUCAUAAAUGAGAAGACCGAUGUGUUUGCAUAUGGAGUUCUACUUCUUGAACUAGUUACCGGGCGGAAAGCGGUGGACUCAUCCAGACAGAGCCUAGUGAUAUGGGCAAAACCGCUGCUUGAUGCGAACAACAUCAAAGAGCUGGUGGAUCCUUCCCUCGGCAACGAGUAUGACCCUGAAGAGAUGGUGUACACCCUAGCAGUGGCAUCCUUGUGCAUUCACCACAGCUCAACCUCGAGACCUAGUAUGAAAUCGGUAGUCUGUUUCUUGAAGGGAGACCGGGAGUCACUUGAGCUGGUGAGAAGGCCCAAAAUUGUGAAGCCCCUGAUGUUUGACUCGUGCGAUUCAGAAGAUUACACACGCUCGAGUUACCUCAACGAUCUCAACCGGCACAAGCAGCUUGCAUUAGAGCAGUGAACUUUGAAUUGAGUUUGGACAGAUUCACUGUAAUUUUGUACAUCAGUCACGCUCUAGCCACACUUUGAUCCUCCCGCUUUCCACAUAGGUUUUAAAAAUUGUAUGGAUUGAUGUGAGGGAUCAGUUAUCAUUCAAUCCCUGGUUACUGAUCUUGCUGUAAUUUUCCCCAGAGUUUAGCACAUGUUAAGGCCCUGUGAUCUACUAUAUCACUUCGAUUGUAAUGCCAGGUGAUGCAGCCAUCAGUGACAUUCCUGAGAUGGUGAUUGUUAGUAUGGUUAUGUUC